AUGCUCAAGGUGUCCUUGGAGGUGCUGGCGGCCACGUGUGGUUGGCGCAUGGCCGGGGACAAGCUCGAGGAAACCAGUGAGGCACUGAGGAACGCGCAAGAUGCCAGGGCGGGACUGGAACAGAAGGUCAAGGAAUUAGCGGCCGAUAGGGUGCAAAUGAAGAGGAAGUAUCUCGUUGAGGGAAACAAGGCCCAAAAUUUGGCGCCGCGGUGGAUCGGUGAUGAUAAGCCACGUCUGACCGAUUUCGGGAACAAGUACGACGACCUGCCCGACAACAUGGAGUAGCUGGAUGCCGUGAUCGAAGACCUGACGGAAGACCCGAGUGGCUCUGUCCACAACCCGCAACUCAA
Ectocarpus sp. CCAP 1310/34 is the source of this 350-nucleotide messenger RNA. The record is from the annotation of a GenBank genome assembly. NCBI's taxonomy places the organism in Eukaryota, Phaeophyceae, Ectocarpales, Ectocarpaceae.